Molecule: messenger RNA, 351 nt
Organism: Rotaria sp. Silwood1
Lineage: Eukaryota; Metazoa; Rotifera; Eurotatoria; Philodinida; Philodinidae
Source: the annotation of a GenBank genome assembly
AUUAUUCGAAUUUUUUUCUUUAGGUGUCCACCAUGCCGUGCCUUUACUCCAUUUUUAAGUGAAAUUUAUAAUGAAUAUCAUAAAGAAAAAAAAUUUAGAAUUAUUUUUAUAAGUUGUGAUGCUGAUGAAAAAACAUUUAAUGAUUACUAUAAGAAUAUGCCUUGGCUAGCAUUAGACUAUAAAGAACGAAAGAAAAGCGAAGAAUUAUUAAAAAAAUAUAAUGUUACUGGAAUUCCAAAAUUAGUUUUAAUUGAUGGUGAUACAGGAAAAAUUAUUUGUACUAAUGCAGUUGAACAAAUUCUGUAUCUGGAUCCUGAAGGAAAAAAUUUUCCAUGGAAAUCAGCACAAUAA